Messenger RNA from Melopsittacus undulatus (budgerigar), 2475 nucleotides. It is a transcript of the gene TTL, whose product is annotated as tubulin tyrosine ligase. The record is from RefSeq and is a predicted model, not a curated record. Lineage: Eukaryota; Metazoa; Chordata; Aves; Psittaciformes; Psittaculidae. Gene Ontology annotation, molecular function: tubulin-tyrosine ligase activity. The transcript is spliced from 7 exons. Gene Ontology annotation, biological process: microtubule cytoskeleton organization; protein modification process. The coding region runs from base 107 to 1243 and encodes 378 amino acids. Gene Ontology annotation, cellular component: spindle microtubule.
CGGAGGGGGGCCGGGCGGCGCCGGGCCCUGCCUGGGCUGCGGCGGGGCCCCACGGGCAUGGGGCGCGUCCGGGGCCGCCGCGGGUAGGGACGGGAGUGCUGCCGCCAUGUACACCUUCGUGGUGCGGGACGAGGGCAGCAGCGUGUACGCCGAGGUGAGCCGGCUGCUGCUGGCCAGCGGGCAGUGGCGGCGGCUCCGGAGGGACAACCCGCGCUUCAACCUGAUGCUGGGCGAGAGGAACCGGCUCCCGUUCGGCAGGCUGGGCCACGAACCCGGUCUUGUGCAGCUGGUGAAUUACUACAGGGGAGCAGACAAGCUGUGCCGCAAAGCAUCUCUAGUGAAGCUAAUCAAGACAAGCCCUGAACUAUCCGAGUCCUGCACGUGGUUCCCUGAGUCAUACGUGAUUUACCCAACAAACUUGAAGACCCCUGUGGCUCCAGCCCAGAAUGGAAUUCGCCAUCUCAUAAACAACACAAGGACAGAUGAGCGGGAAGUCUUCUUGGCAGCUUACAACAGGCGGCGGGAAGGCAAUGAAGGCAACGUCUGGAUCGCCAAGUCCUCAGCUGGUGCCAAAGGGGAAGGGAUCCUGAUUUCUUCAGAAGCUGCAGAGCUCCUGGACUUCAUCGAUGAGCAGGGACAAGUGCAUGUGAUUCAGAAAUACCUGGAGAAGCCUCUGCUUUUAGAGCCAGGGCAUCGCAAGUUUGAUAUCAGGAGCUGGGUUCUUGUGGAUCAUCAAUAUAAUAUCUACCUCUACAGAGAGGGUGUCCUGCGGACCUCUUCCGAACCAUAUAACAGUGCUAAUUUCCAGGACAAAACCUGCCAUUUGACCAAUCACUGCAUUCAGAAGGAGUAUUCCAAAAACUACGGGCGGUAUGAGGAAGGCAAUGAAAUGUUCUUUGAAGAGUUCAACCAGUAUCUGAUGGAUGCCCUGAACACAACGCUUGAGAAUAGCAUCUUACUGCAAAUCAAACACAUAAUAAGAAGCUGCCUUACGUGUAUAGAGCCUGCAAUUAGCACAAAGCAUCUUCACUACCAGAGCUUCCAGCUCUUUGGUUUUGACUUCAUGGUUGAUGAGGAGCUGAAGGUCUGGCUGAUAGAAGUCAAUGGGGCCCCAGCCUGUGCCCAGAAAUUGUAUGCAGAGCUCUGCCAAGGAAUUGUGGAUGUAGCCAUCUCUAGUGUGUUUCCCCUCAGUGACACUGGGCAGAAGACAAGCCAGUCAUCGUCAAUCUUUAUCAAGCUGUGACAACAACAGGAAUUGCCUGUGCUGUGCACAGGGAUAGACUGCACCCGUUGGGUCAGCACAGUGCAGUGGCUUAUCUCAGUAUCAUGCCAAAAAGUGAUAAAGACAGGCCUCCUAUAUUCUGGAAAAACAUGGAGGAAAACAACAAAUCCAGGCAUCCACACAAGAGCUGCAAUGAGCCAGAGCUCUGGCCAGAUAACUCUGCCUGCAUUCACCAAAAUCCACUUUAGAAACAGCUCGUGUGACUUUGAUACCUGAAACAAAUCUCUGGGAGAACAACAAAAUAACCUUAAAAUGAAACCCCAACAGGGAUACUAUAAUGCUGUAUUAGCUCCUUCUUUUCUAUAGAGAUAACAUUGGGUUUUUUAAAGGAAUUGAGUGAAGAGAAUGAUGAUCUCUCAAGACAUCGUGGCUGGGAAGUUGUCCUCCUCCCGCUGUGUUUCCUCUUUCCUCACCUACUGCAUCAUUAGUGCCUUAGCUCAGCUCCAAAUAGGUGACUCCUUUACUUUGUUCCUGAUAUAUUUUGUAGAAAGGAGCAAGCUCUUUUGCAUCGCAGGAUGCUUAAAACCAGGAACACCAAGAAGUCAGUUUCCUUAAGUCAUGUUCCAAGCUGGUUGGCUGAACACCCAGGCAACGGCUGGCAAAAGGGUGCUGAACUGCAGGUGGUGAAUUAACCCAAGCAAGGAAGGCAGUUUUGUUUAUUUAUAGCUAUCCCAUUUCCUAAUGAGAUUUGAAUCAGUGUCCAUCCUAGUCUGGUGCAGUUGGAUUCAGUUUAAAAGAGGUAGAGACGCCCUCUCGGGGCUCACUGGCAUGCUGUGGGAUUUCUAGCAUCACUUUUGUGCUGAGAGUGUUUCAAACAGCAGAAACCCGACCUCCUCAGCUUCUUCUGAGACACUGCAGUGGACUGAGCCUCUUCUCUAACCUUUCACCUUCACACAUUUGAGCCUCAAAUAUGAGACCUUUCAACCCAAAUGAUUUUUGACCCAUUUGGUCCAGCCAAUUUUAUUCUCCUCCAUUUGACAAAUGCUGUCAUUUUCUGCCUUGAACACAGUCCACAGCUCAGUCCCAGCUCUGGGGAAGGUGGGUGAAGUUUUGCAGACCAGGAAAGGCAUUCCCUCUGUACAGGUUUGCCACACAGCUGGGAAGCCAUGUGUUCUGGUGGGGAAGGGGAGGUGAAAAUCCUUGAGGUCCCUGAAUUUCAAAGCUAACAGCUACUAAAUCCUUGGCUUAUUGUC